AAAAAACCAAUUAGUCGCAGUUGUAGUUCAGUUAUUUUGAAUGAAACUUCAAAAAAAAAGUGAACAUAUAUACAUAUAAUGAACAUCACCCUUAUCCUGAUUUUGUUAAUUGCCAUAGAAUGUACGUUAUCUAUACCGCUUAAAAUAAAACCUAAAACUUUCGGCUCUUUCGGUCCGGGCGGCGGUCUUGGUAUAGGUUUUUCUACAUCUUUUGGACUUCACAGUAAUCUUUACAACGAUUAUGGGAAUUACGGGAAUGGCCAUGGGUACGCAUCCAAUGGAUAUUACCGCCCGUUUUCUUAUUACACAUCUGGGAUAAGCAACUUCGGUGCUUAUCCUGGUUAUCAAAGUUAUCAGAAUCCAUACCAGAAUUAUCUAAACGGCUACCACACUAAUCCACGUUACCCAGGUUAUGGUUAUGGACAUGGGUACGCCAAUCAAUUUGACGGUCAUUAUACGCAACAUCAUCACGAAAGCGGCUCUUAUGGUGGGGGAGGUCAUUUCUUUGGUUGAAUACGUGUAGGCAAGAUCUAC
Molecule: messenger RNA, 534 nt
Organism: Glossina fuscipes
Lineage: Eukaryota; Metazoa; Arthropoda; Insecta; Diptera; Glossinidae
Gene: Edg91
Product: pupal cuticle protein Edg-91
Exons: 2
Coding region: 79-513 (144 amino acids)
Source: RefSeq, a predicted model, not a curated record